AUGCAUUGCUUCCCCUUUUCGUUCUUCAAGAAGAGCAGUAGCGACGAAUCGAGCUCCGAGAAGAGCUCGAAGAAGAGCAAGACACUCACGAUCAAGAAGACCAAUUCUUUGCGGCCAGCUUCCACUUCGCUAUCACGAACGAGCACAAAGAACCAGCUACGACCCGUCCAGUCACAUUCAAGCGCUAGAGCCGCAAGGCUCGAGGACAGUCAGGUCUGGAACGCGAUUGCAGAUCCAGGCAUUAAACCAGAGCCGCCCGGUCCGAUCGACUCCGAGGAGCUCAGUCGACGGCUAUCGAGACUAUCCACCGAGGGCAACAAUAGACGCUCCAUGGAGCUACCAUCUCAGAUCAGGCUGAGCUCAGACGCAUACAACCUCGCAUUCUCGAGGAACACGACGAUAUCCUUUGCGCCCCCGCCGAAUCCGUAA
Messenger RNA from Mixia osmundae IAM 14324, 429 nucleotides. RefSeq lists its product as uncharacterized. The record is from RefSeq and is a predicted model, not a curated record. NCBI's taxonomy places the organism in Eukaryota, Fungi, Basidiomycota, Mixiomycetes, Mixiales, Mixiaceae. The transcript has a single exon. The coding region runs from base 1 to 429 and encodes 142 amino acids.